AAAAACAGCAAAUGGGAGAAGCAGAUGAACACAAUAAUUUAGUAGUUGCUGGAUAUUGGUAGGGAGUCAUGUCCCUAGUACACCGUUGGUAUACCUUGAGCGCAAUGUGCUUUUUGGAAAAGUUGCUAGGUUAGUCUGAAAAGUUGCUAAAUUGGCAACACUGGAACUUUCCGCAUUGGGAUGAGUCAUGAGCAUGAUAGGCAUAACUCGCUUCCUCGUUCCCCUGAUUAAAUGGCACCGACCGUCCCGUCCCGUCCAGCAUGUCAGAAACACAGCAGUAGCCUACACAGGCCAUCUGUUAACUGCAGGAUUUCUCAUGAUAUCGGGAUCUGCAGCCAUGCACAGCGAGAUUUCAUAUGCUUGUGUAGAUGCUCAUUGACUGCAGCUGAUUGUGAAGCUCUGGCUCAGAUGCUCUCUGGAGGCUCUCCACUGCGAGUGCUCAAUCUGAGUGGGACUUAUAUGGAGGAUCAAGGCCUUAUUCAUCUCAGCAGUGCACUGGAGAACUGCAGACUACUUGAAAUUGAUCUGUCCUCGUGUUCACUGACGAUGGCAUCCAUGCCUGCGCUCUCUUCGGCUCUGCGCAGCGGUUUUUCAGAGCUGAGGAAGCUAAACCUGAGCCGGAACACAGUGAUGGAUGAUGGGAUAGAGCUGAUCUCACAAGUUUUAAAGAAAGGCUGCCUCAACACAUUGAAUAUGUCUAGCUGUGAGUUGACUGGCUCCUGCUGCUCUUCUCUGGCAGCUGCCCUCCAAUCAGAAACCUGCUGUCUGACUGAGCUGGAUCUGUCCAUAAAUGAUCUCGGCCAAUCAGGAGCGAUGCAGAUAUGUGAAGCACUUAAGGCUCCUACAUGCACACGGGAAAAACUGGAAAUGAACAGAUGUGAGUUGACCGAGGAGGUGUUUGGAGCGCUGGGGAGUAUUUUGGUGUCUGCCAUGUCAAAGCUCGUCAGUCUCUCGGUAGCAGUGAACGAUGUGGGCGAUGCUGGAGUCAAACACAUUUGGGAGGCGCUGAGACACAAACACUGCAAACUACAGCACCUGGAUCUGGAGAUGGUGUCGCUCACAGACGCUUGCGUCGAGGAGUUAUGUGAAUCUGUUGCUUCCUGUAGCACCUCAUCAACUCUCAUCCUAAAGAACAAUGGCAUGACUGACUCCUCCGUACCGCGACUGGUCAAAUUAAUGCAGGACUGUCCGCUAACGACCGAGCUAAAUCUGAAGUAUAAUGACUUCAGUGAAGAUGUUUUUGAGUUGAUGGACAAAUAUUGUUUAUUAGACAAACACAUCUCACCUGCAUCACUUGGAUCACCUGCAUAUUUAUCUGCAUAAAAAUAUUGUUUUUAAAAUAGAUGCAUGCUUCAAGUAUAAAAAUGCUUUUAUUAA
Molecule: messenger RNA, 1377 nt
Organism: Onychostoma macrolepis
Lineage: Eukaryota; Metazoa; Chordata; Actinopteri; Cypriniformes; Cyprinidae
Product: NACHT, LRR and PYD domains-containing protein 12
Exons: 8
Coding region: 232-1323 (363 amino acids)
Biological process (GO): positive regulation of inflammatory response
Cellular component (GO): cytoplasm
Molecular function (GO): protein binding
Source: RefSeq, a predicted model, not a curated record